Brassica oleracea var. oleracea is the source of this 1523-nucleotide messenger RNA. RefSeq lists its product as uncharacterized. The record is from RefSeq and is a predicted model, not a curated record. Lineage: Eukaryota; Viridiplantae; Streptophyta; Magnoliopsida; Brassicales; Brassicaceae. Gene Ontology annotation, molecular function: metal ion binding. The transcript is spliced from 5 exons. Bases 96 to 1211 code for a protein of 371 amino acids.
CCUCUUCCCACUUUUUCUUGUCUUGAAAACAUAAUAUUCUCUCGAUCUUUUCCAGAGUAUAUUCAGAAUCAAAAAUACUGAUUCUAUCUACUACGAUGGGUGAGAAAAAGGAAGAAACCGUGACGAAACCUGAAGGAGACAAGAAGCCAGUCGAUGGUGGUAAUAACACCGUCGUGGUUAUGAAGCUUGAUAUGCAUUGUGAAGGUUGUGGCAAGAAAAUCAAACGAAUCUUGAAAAAACACAAAGGCGUAGAAGAUGUGAAGAUUGAUUAUAAGGCUGACAAGUUGACGGUGGUCGGAAACGUAGAUCCCACGGCGGUUCGUGAUAAAGUAGCCGAGAGAAUGAAGAGAAAGGUUGAAAUAGUCUCUACCGUGGCGCCUAAGAAAGAGGCUCCUCCUCCUUCAGGCGGUGAAAAGAAGGUGGUGGAGGAGAAACCAGCUGAAAAGAAGCCGGCCGAUGAGAAACCCGCCGGUGAGAAAAAAGUUGAGAUGAAGAAAGACGAAGGAGAGAAGAAAGCUCCUUCUCCUCCUGCUCCACCAAAAGAGAGUACGGUGGUUCUGAAAACGAAACUACAUUGCGAAGGUUGCGAGCAAAAAAUCAAGAGAAUAGUCAACAAAAUUAAGGGGGUUAAAUCAGUGGCCAUUGAUAGCACCAAGGACUUGGUGAUAGUGAAGGGGAUCAUUGACGUUAAACAACUCACUCCUUAUCUCAACGAGAAGCUUAAACGCACCGUCGAAGUUGUUCCGCCCAAAAAAGAGGAGGGAGCCACCGUGGCAGCUGCGGCGGCUCCAGCUGGCGGGGAGAAGAAGGACAAAGGUGUUGGUGAAAAGAAGGACGGUGGUGGUGAAAAGAAGAAAGAAGUUGCCUCAGCCGGAGGAGGUGACGGUGGUGCUACGUUGGAUGUGAAGAAAUCGGAGUAUAGCGGUUAUGGGUAUCAACCUCAGCCGAUGUAUUACAACCCACCAGGACAAGUGUACGGUCAACACUACAUGAUGCAAGGUCAAUCAUCUCAAUCUUAUGUUCAAGAACCGUAUGUGAACCAAGGAUACGUACAUGAAUCGUAUAUGAAUCAAGGAUACGGCCAAGGGUAUGGACAACAAGCACCACCACCACCGUAUAUGAACCACCAAGGGUAUGCAGAUCCUUAUGCUCAUAUGCGUGCUCCUGAAAUGUUUAGCGAUGAGAAUCCAAACGGGUGUUCUGUUAUGUAAGUGAAAUGAGAGGGGAGGAAAGUGUAAAUAACUAAGAAAUAUAGGGAGAGAAAAGGUAGAUAUGACAAAAUUUGUAAUACUAAGGAUACUUCCGAGUCCGGUAAUCUAAACCGGCUACAUUAGCCGGGUAGAACCGGUUUUUGAGAGGCGUGGGUGGGUUUUAUAUGUUGGUUGGUUUACUCUAUAGACUAUAUAAAUAAAUAUAGUUUCAUUUUAUAAUAAGAUUAGAUCCUCCUCUGUUUUACAAGUUCUUUUGUGCUAGUGUAUGUAAUAGUCAAGUGAUCAUAAUUUAGGAAAAAAAUCUCUAUGCUA